Messenger RNA from Bolinopsis microptera, 3155 nucleotides. RefSeq names its product protein transport protein Sec23A-like. The record is from RefSeq and is a predicted model, not a curated record. Gene Ontology annotation, biological process: intracellular protein transport; endoplasmic reticulum to Golgi vesicle-mediated transport; COPII-coated vesicle cargo loading. Lineage: Eukaryota; Metazoa; Ctenophora; Tentaculata; Lobata; Bolinopsidae. Gene Ontology annotation, cellular component: endoplasmic reticulum exit site; COPII vesicle coat. Gene Ontology annotation, molecular function: GTPase activator activity; zinc ion binding. The transcript has 15 exons. The coding region runs from base 508 to 2778 and encodes 756 amino acids.
AAUGGUGCCAUGGGGUGGCAAGUCCCCAUACAUCGUAGUCCGAUAGUUUCACUGCGUCAUAAUAUAAGUGCUUUACAAUGUGCACAACUGCCACCGAUUUGGCAACCAAAGUGUUAUACGUGACUGUGACCAACUAGAUUUUGUUAACUAUACAGUAUACACUGCCCUCAACUGUAUUUACCAAAUUAUGAAAGUUAGUUUGGCAACAAAAUGUACAGAUUCCUUUCUGUCUGUUUCUUUGCAAAUCAAACUGCUGUAGCAUUUGUACAUGAAUAUUUUAGUUAAUUUUGGUUCAUGAUCUCCUGUUCCAGAACCUCGUGACUCAGAACCCUUGUCUAACCCCAAACCCAACUCUUACCCCAACGCGACGCUCACUGCACCAUGACCACAACCCCUUUUAAUUUACUGAGGCAUAACAUCCAGGUAGGAAGAUGGUCAUCGUUCACAAUUCAAACAAGUAACUUAACAAUUACUUGAAUCAUUAGUAGAGGGCAACUCUGAACAGUUAUGGCUACAUUUCAAGAUUUUAUCUUUGAAAACGAGGAACGAGACGGUAUCAGAUUCAGCUGGAAUGUUUGGCCUUCCAAUCGUCUGGAAGCAACUCGAAUGGUUGUUCCACUUGGUUGUACCUAUACACCAUUGAAAGAGCGUCUUGACCUCCCUGAGUUGUGCUAUGAGCCUGUGUUGUGUUCUCGUGCUAGCUGCAAGGCUGUCCUGAAUCCUCUGUGCCAAGUGGAUUACAGAGCCAAGCUGUGGGUGUGUAACUUCUGUCUACAGAGAAACCCAUUCCCUCCUCAUUACCAGGGUAUCACUGAACAACACCAACCUGCGGAGCUCAUCCCUAAUUUCAGUACGAUCGAGUACACCGUUAACAGAGGUGCACCCACUCCCCUGAUCUAUUUGUUUGUAGUCGAUACUUGUGUUGAAGAGGAAGACUUACAAGCUCUGAAGGAAACCCUGCAAAUGUCCCUGUCUCUGAUACCACAAAACGCACUAGUGGGCCUCAUCUCCUUCGGUAAAAUGGUCCUGGUCCACGAGCUUGGAGCGGAGGGUAUCAGCAAGGCGUUCGUUUUCAAAGGAAGCAAAGAACUGAACGGCAAACAAAUACAGGAGUUCCUGAACCUGACUCCUGGAGCGCACGCUGCAAAUACCUCAAACAAGUUCCUGCAGCCCCUUGCCAAGUGUGACAUGAGUAUCAGUGACCUGAUCGAGGAGCUACAACCUGACCCCUGGCCAGUGGCCACUGGUAAGAGACCUCUCAGAUCUGUGGGUGUGGCUCUGUCCAUUGCUGUGGGCAUACUAGAGUCUGUGUACCCUAACUGUGGGGCUAGAGUCAUGUUGUUCCUAGGAGGACCCGGCACUCAGGGCCCUGGAAUGAUUGUUGGGGAAGACCUGAAAGAAGCUAUCCGUUCCCAUCACGACAUCGACAAGAACGAUGCACCCUACCUGAAGAAAGCAUCCCGAUUCUACGAGGGACUAGCCCAGCGCGCUGCUAAGAACGGUCACACUAUCGAUAUUUUCUCCGCAGCCCUUCAUCAGACUGGACUUCAUGAGAUGCGGCAUCUUACCAUGCAGACUGGUGGACACAUGGUGCUAGCAGAUGCAUUUGCAACGACACUCUUCAAGCAAUCCUACCAAAUGUUGUUUGCUAAAAACGACAAAGGCGAGCACAAAAUGGGUUUCAACAUAAAUGUUGAGGUUAAGACGACCCGAGAACUGAAGGUUGCCGGAGCUCUAGGUCCUUGUUUCUCUCUGCAACGCAAGACUCCUAAUGUUUCUGAUACGGAGAUAGGUAUUGGGGGAACAAACGCUUGGCAGUUGUGUUCAGGAGACCCGACCACGACUCUGGCUAUAUUCUUUGAGGUGUCCUCCCAACAGGGACAGCCACCAGCAGGGGGCCGGGGAGCGGUACAGUUCAUAUCUCAGUACCAGCACAUUAACGGCACCAAGAGGAUCAGGGUCACCACACUUGCUAGACACUGGGCUGAUCCGAUAGCCAACAUCCAGCAUGUAGCUGCAGGAUUUGAUCAGGAGCUGAGUGCGGCGCUGAUGGCACGUAUCGCUGUUAACCGUAACGAAACAGAUAACGACGGGCCGGAUGUAUUGCGCUGGCUGGACAGAAUGCUGAUAAGACUCUGCCAAAAGUUCGGGGAUUUCCAAAAAGAGGACUCUAAUUCCUUCAAGUUUCCUGAUAACUUCACUCUUUAUCCACAGUUCAUGUUCCACUUAAGGAGAUCUAUGUUCUUGCAAGUGUUCAACAACAGUCCGGACGAAACCGCUUACUACAGACACAAACUAAUGAAAGAGGACGUCAGCAAUUCGAUGAUUAUGAUACAGCCUUAUCUGUACUCCUACUCCUUUAGUGGACCCCCUGAGCCGGUGUUACUGGAUUCCGUGAGCAUAGUUCCUGACAGAAUCCUAUUGAUGGACACAUUCUUCCACAUAGUCAUAUACCACGGAGAUACGAUAGCCAAAUGGAUCGAAAAGAAAUAUCACGAGGAUCCAAGUCACGAAAACUUUAGACAACUACUUCAGGCACCUAUUGAUGAUGCACAAGAAAUCCUAGCAACCAGGUUCCCGAUGCCGCGUUAUGUGAACUGUGUCCAUGGUGACAGUCAAUCGAGAUUCUUAUUCGCUAAGGUGAACCCGAGCCAGACUCAUAACACGAUGUAUGGUUAUUCUCAAGAGGGAGCCGGGGCUAGUGUUCUUACAGAGGACGUCAGUCUGCAAGUCUUCAUGGAGCAUCUUAAAAAACUGGCAGUAGCAAACACUUCUUAGUCAAACUCAGAAUAUCGAAUGGGAAAUGGGGUCGUCGGGAGGUCACCCGACCGAGAGUUAAUUAAAUUAUGUGUCUUUAAAAUAUCCACCAACGUCGUCUGAUUUUGUUAACCAACCAUUUAAUAUUGUCAAAAUAUACUUUAUUCCACUUCAGUUUAUUUUCGAUUUGCCAUUUUGGGCGGCUAAAGUAUUUAAUAAAGCCUUGUUAGCAGUUUUUGUGUUUAGAUAUGAUAUAAUUUUGCUCCCUGUUUUAAUGGAAAUGAUGUUUUAUAUUGAAUUAGUUAGUUUUUCAUGAGUUUCUGACGUUGAAAAUAGAUUUAUUCGGAAUUGAUAGUUGCAUUGUUGAUCAAUAAAACAAGUAGUUUCUUUUUUAAUAA